AAAUGUCUUCUCUUUCGAGGAAAAAUGAAGGAAACAGUAGUGAUAGUUGCAGGCGCUGGGCCUACUGGAAUCUCCACUUCUGCUUGUUUAAACCUGCAAUCCAUCCCCCACAUACUCCUCGAAAGAGAAGACAUUUACUGUCCCAUUUGGACCAAGAAAUCCUACGAUUGUCUCCACCUUCAAUUAGCCAAGCAAUUCUGUGAACUUCCCCACAUGCCAUUCCCUGAUUCAUACCCAACUUAUGUACCCAGAAAACUAUUUGUCCAAUACUUGGACAAUUAUUUAACCCAGUUCAAUGUGAACCCGGUUUACAACCGGUCCAUCGAAUCGGCGGCGGCGUACGAUAAGGUUGCCGGAAAAUGGCUGGUCAAGGCUAGGAACUUGAAGACAGAUGAGGUGGAGGAGUACAUGUCAACAUUUCUAGUGGUGGCCACCGGCGAGACCACCGACCCAUUCAUACCGGAGAUGAAAGGGAUAGAAAGCUUCAAAGGGGAGAUUUUACAUUCCACAAAAUACAAGACUGGAGAACCCUUUGCCAACAAGAGUGUUUUGGUUGUUGGGUGUGGUAAUUCUGGAAUGGAGAUUGCUUAUGAUCUAUCAAACUUUGGAGCUAGGAGCUCCAUUGUAAUUCGAAACCCGAGACAUGUUAUGACUCAAUGGAUGGCAUAUGUGGGGUUGAGCUUGUUCAAGUAUUUGCCCUUUGAGUUGGUGGAUGAGAUUGUUCUGUUGCUUAGUAAAUUGUGGUAUGGAGAUAUGAGCAAGUGUGGGAUAAGGAGACCCCAAGAAGCUCCUUUCACUAUGAAAGAUAAGUAUGGAAAGUAUCCAGUCAUCGACAAAGGCACUGUUGGGAAAAUUAAGUCCGGCGAGAUUCAAGUUUUACCUGGAAUAUCAAGCGUAGAAGGUGAUGAAGUUAUCUUCACGGAUGGCAAGUCCUAUCAGUUUGAUGUAAUUUUGUUUGCCACGGGAUUUCAUCGAAUAACAAAAAAAUGGCUAAAGGAUGAUGAAGAGUUUCUCAACGAGGAUGGAAUUCCAAAACAAAGUUAUCCAAACCAUUGGAAGGGAAAGAAUGGAUUGUAUUUUGCAGGGUUGGCAAGACAAGGCUUGUAUGGAGGUGGUGUGGAUGGUCAAAACAUAGCUAAUGAUAUCAAGAAAUUAUUGUGAAGAACACCAAUUGCAAGGGAGAUUGUAUUCAGUAAUUUCUUAAAAUGUUGUUGCUAAAAGUGAACCUAUUAAAUAUCA
This is a messenger RNA of Telopea speciosissima, 1239 nucleotides long. Its product is annotated as probable indole-3-pyruvate monooxygenase YUCCA10. Lineage: Eukaryota; Viridiplantae; Streptophyta; Magnoliopsida; Proteales; Proteaceae. The transcript has 5 exons. The record is from RefSeq and is a predicted model, not a curated record. The coding region runs from base 25 to 1161 and encodes 378 amino acids. Gene Ontology annotation, molecular function: flavin adenine dinucleotide binding; NADP binding; N,N-dimethylaniline monooxygenase activity.